AUGAGUUUUUCCCCUGCUGUGUCCGCGGCUUUAGGCCAGGCUGCGCCAGCAGCUGUACCACACAUGCGUCAAUCGGAUCCGCCUCAGGAGACGGGGUGCCCGCACGGUCCUUCAGGCACGCCUCUUCCAACGAUUUGUGGAAUUGGCUGGUCGGACGACCAAGGCGUGCGACCAGACAUGGAAGAUGGAAUGGUUGUGAUUUCAGGUUUGGGUGGGCUCGCGAACGCCUGGCUUCUGGGGAUAUAUGAUGGCCAUGGCGGUCGGCAAACGAUGAAGGCGCUCUUGGAGAAGCUGCACGUCAAUGUUCUCUCCCAUUUGAGAAACAAAGCUGCCUCACGAUGGCAACACUACCUCCAGCGAGCAUUAUGUCGUAUUCAGGACAUUCAGCGCGGCUUAGACCAAUUUCGGCUUCAAGAACAACGCGCCCUUGUUGACUUCCGCGUGCCCAUGCCGUCACCUCAGCAGCUGAUUGGGUUGCUCCGCCUCCUUCGCAUCUGCCAGUGGCUGAUCCAGUGUCAAGGCCCUUCCCAAGAAAGUAGUCCAAAAGCUGAGAACAACUCUGUAUCGCCAGGAGCGACGCCAUCCAACCCACAUUUUCUGACGAUAUGCACCGAUGAAGAUGUCCACAGUGCCUUGGAGGAGGCCUUCAUCCAGACAGACCAUGAAAUUCUUCGCGACCAGGUUAUCCAAAGUGGCGCCACAGCAUGCGUGUGUCUUGUGCGGCCGGUUUUACGUGUCGAUCGUGUCCUAGACAUGGAUCCUGAGGAGAUCUCGGAUGCAGACUGGGCUCUGUUUUCCCAGGCUCAUCACGACACGAGUGCUAUAAACGCUAACCCACCGCAAAAGGGUAGCGAACUCGUCGGAGUGGAUGCAACGGUUGCACACCUCGGCGACAGUCGUGCAGUUCUGGCGUACAUGGACGGCCAUGCAGAACGCCUGACCCAUCCCUCAGACCAUAAAGCAACCAGCGACAGAGAAGUGUCUCGGGUGGAGUCCCUGGGGGGCUGGGUCUUUGGCGAGCGCGUGAACGGCAUGCUUGCCAUAGGGCGGGCGUUUGGAGACUGGUCCCUAAAGUUGCCUGCAGACAAACUUCAACAGAUGAGCUCCCCGUCCUCUCCUUCAAGCGGAGCGUUCGACCGGAUCCGAAACAUAUUUGGGACUUCUCCCACACAAACCGCCGAGGAGACGGCCGGACGGAAGCAGUACGUGGUCAGCAACGAGCCCGACGUGCGGACUGUACGCCUGACUGCUGAAAAUCCAGCGCAGCUGACCGGCGGUUUUCGAAGUCCAUCCUCUACCAGUUCCUCGUGUCCCGAAACAGCGACAGCAAGGCAAAGUGCGGCGGGCAGAGUGCCGGCAGUGCUCGUGCUGGGGUGUGACGGGCUGUUCGACGUAUGCUCUGACCAGGUUGUUGCACGGCUAGCUUUGGAAUUCCUCCUGAAGUUGGCCGUUGCUCAUCCGGACAUGACCACAUCUGAAGCUGCCGAGGCAACCGCCCGGAUGCUCAUUGAAGAGGCAAUCGGCGUGAGAGAAAGCACUGACAAUGUCUCUGUGCUUGUUGCCUUGCUUCAUCCGUUUGGAUUUGCCGAGUGCGGGGAAGCACUUUCACCUGAAGGAGCAGACAGCCAAGCAGCACAGUCAACUUGGCUUACCCCCGCCACGGCGACGUUCGCGUCGCUCGCGGAGGGCGUUGCACGCCAUGUAUUCACGUCGAAAAAUCCGGGGGGGUGUCCUGCAGAAGCAAUCGCUCGGGGCGCUCUAGAAGCUGCCGCAUCGCCAAGGAAUGGAAGGUUUUCCCCUGGAAGCGCCAACAUCGAUCCUUUCAUCCCGGGAAAUGAAUACUUGGCAUCUGCCGUUCCUCCUGGAGUUGACUCAGCCGGGUGGGCUGGACGGUGGCUACCGAGGGGACUCGCGGACACGAUUCAAGAAGCCUCACACCGAAUUGCCUCGGUUAUUCAGCACUAG
Messenger RNA from Neospora caninum, 1965 nucleotides. RefSeq lists its product as hypothetical. The transcript has a single exon. NCBI's taxonomy places the organism in Eukaryota, Apicomplexa, Conoidasida, Eucoccidiorida, Sarcocystidae. Gene Ontology annotation, biological process: protein dephosphorylation. The record is from RefSeq and is a predicted model, not a curated record. Gene Ontology annotation, molecular function: protein serine/threonine phosphatase activity; cation binding. The coding region runs from base 1 to 1965 and encodes 654 amino acids.